AUCGCGCCGCUUCUGCUCGCGUUUUUACCGAACCAACGCGCCUCUUGCACAGGCAACAGGCUCUAGAGGUUAUUAAUCAUAAAACUCGGUCUUUUACGUUGAGUGUUUCAGCAGUUCGACCAUGAGUGUCGGUUAUUGCCCCGCGUAACGCGUACAAAGACGGAGAUUAUGGAGUAAACGCGCGUCGCACGGCCGCUCGAUUCAUCACAACAAUAACAACAAUACUGCUAUGGCACUCUCGGUGAUCCAGGCGUGUCGUAGUCUGGCCCUGUCCACCUGGCUGCUGUCCUUCUGCUUCGUCCAUCUGCUGUGUUUGGACUUCACGGUGGCGGAGAAGGAGGAAUGGUACACGGCGUUCGUCAACAUCACCUACGUGGAUCCGGACACGGCCGAGGUCCGGACCGAGAAGACCGAGUGCGGGCGUUAUGGGGAGCACUCGCUCAAACGCGAGGCCAAAGGCGUGCUGGCGAUGCCCGCCGCGACGCAUGACAGAAACGCGUGCGACCCCAACAGCAGAUUCACGCCGCACGUCCACGGCGCGUGGAUCGCGCUCAUCAGCAAGGGAAACUGCACAUACAGAGACAAAAUCCGAAACGCCGUGGGAAAAAACGCGUCAGCUGUGGUCAUAUUCAACGUGGGGUCCGCCAACCCGAAUGAGACCAUCACCAUGUCAGAUCCAGGCACGGGUGACGUGGUGGCCAUCAUGAUUCCCGAGCCGAAGGGCCGCGAGCUGGUUCUUCUGAUGGAGAGGAACAUCACCGUUCACAUGCACAUCACCAUAGGUACACGCAACCUCCAGAAAUACGUCAGCCGCACCUCCGUGGUCUUCGUCUCCAUCUCCUUCAUCAUCCUCAUGAUCAUCUCGCUGGCCUGGCUCGUCUUUUACUACAUCCAGCGCUUCAGAUACGCCAACGCCAGGGACCGCAACCAGAGGAGGCUGGGCGACGCUGCCAAAAAAGCCAUCAGCCAAUUACAAGUGCGGACCAUCAGGAAAGGCGAUCAGGAGACGGAGAGUGAUUUUGAUAACUGUGCCGUGUGUAUCGAGGGUUAUAAACCAAAUGAUGUAGUGCGAAUCUUACCCUGCAGGCAUCUGUUUCAUAAAGGCUGCGUCGACCCGUGGUUGGUGGACCAUCGUACGUGUCCCAUGUGCAAAAUGAACAUCCUCAAAGCUCUCGGCCUCACGUCGAGUGCCGAGUGUCUGAAUGAACUUCCUCUGGACUAUGAGCUCGCCGUGGGAGGCGUGGCCCUCAACGCCAUGGUGAUGAGCGAUGAUGUCAUGGCCGGCGACGUCGUCGGGGGGCGUGACCCCGGCGUGAGGAUGGUGGGUCUCCCUCAGGUCCUCCUGGACUCUGAGCCGCUGUCCCAGGACACCAUGCCAACCGAACAGAGUGAGUUACAGCCAAUAGCCAGCGGCAGUUCAGAGUUGUCGCUCGCCACGGGGGCGGGGCAUUCGGACAUUGACACGCCCACCGACGACCCAAAGUGCUGAUCUGGCCACGCCCACUGAUGCUCAAAAGUUUGCGUGACCACGGCGACGGGCCUAGACGGGUUGAACGGGCUUCGAAUGGCCAGUGAUUGACCGUGUAACAAACACACUGCCUGCCGAGUACAUACUACAAUCCACGUCCGACGUUCAUUUCAUCUACUUUCCUUAUUCUCUGAAAAGCAGGGUAAACUCUGUUCUCUCUCGCCCGCAGUGCACACUACAGUAUGCACUUGAGCUAAAGCACUUGUUCGGUAUCGGCAGACGAUCGGUUCCGUUCUGCUCGACAAUCUUCUCUUUCCUACCGCCGCAGUGUUCGCUGCCCGUUUUACCAUUUGUCUGUGAUCCCAGCGGGAAGAACGUGUCAAAGACUAUUUUGAAUCUGAUCAGAAGUGGUUUAUUUUUCUAUAGAGAAGCAUUUGAUGUGCUUGAGUUCUGCAGUAUUAAAAAAAAGAAGAGAAUCUCAGUAUUAGACGCCUUCCUCUUGGAGAUUUUUGGGAUUUGGCCCUCACCAAAGACGCCAGACCCGGCGCGCGUGACGGACGUUGUGCGGGACAAAACUGUGGGACUUUCUAGGAAGUGCCCUUUGGAUUCUGUGGAGCAGGACAUGUGAUGUUUGCUGUGCAUGCCACAUGCCCUGUCCACUUGUCAUUGUAGUGGAGUUCAUUUAAAGAGACAGUUCACCCAAAAAUGAAAGUUUGCUGAAAUUGUACUCACCCUUAGGGCAUCCAAGAUGAGGAUGAGUUUGUUUCUUUAUCAGAUUUGGAUGGAGAAAUGUAGCUUUACAUUAAUUGCUCACCGAUGUAUGCGAAUGGGUGCCGUCAGAAUGAGCGCCCAAACAUCUAAUAAAAACAUCACAAUAAUUCACAAGUAAUCCACAACACUCAAGUCCAUCAAUUAAAAAACAGAUGGCCCAAAAAAUGGCCUGAAUUGCAGUGAAUGGGUGCCGUCAGAAUGAGAGUCCAAACAGGUGAUGAAAACAAUCACAAUAAUCCACAAGUAAUCCACACCACUCCAGACCAUCAGUUAACAUCUUGAGAAGACAAAAGCUGCAUGUUUGAAAGAAACAAAUGCAUUAUUAAGAUGUAUUUUAACUAAAAUACAAGUCCAUAAUCCAAAAUAAUGCUUCCUCUAGUGAAAAAAGUCAUCUGGUCUGAAUCAGGAGAGAAAUAUGCACAGAUAUGCACAGCCAAAACAAAUAUGUGGGUGGAUUGUGAUGUGAGAGACAACAGUAGAUAAACUUUUUCACUGAAGGAAACAUUAUUAUUGACUCAUAUUCUAGUUAAAAACAUCAUAAUGACAUUUGUUUCUUAGAAACAUGCAGUUUUUGGCUUCUCAAGAUGUUAACUGAAGGACUGGAGUGGUGUGGAUUACUUGUGGAUUAUUGUGAUGUUUUUAUCAGCUGUUUGGACUCUUCUUCUGACGGCACCCAUUCACAUCCAUUGUUGAGCAAGUGAUGGAUGCUUUGAUUGCUGAUGAAAAUACAAACUUAUCUACAUCUUGGAUGGCUCUAAAGAUGGCCUGAAUUGCACUGAAUGGGUGCCUUCAGAAUGAGAGUCCAAACAGCUGAUAAAAACAUAAAACAAUAAACCACAAGUAAUAAACACCACUCCAGUCCAUCAGUUAACAUCUUAAGACUGAAGCUGUGUGUUUCUAAGCAACAAAUAGAUAUUCAAGACGUUUUUAACUUUAAACCAUUGGUUCCAGCUAAAAAAAAUCCAUAAUCCAUAAUAACACUUCCUCCAGUAAAAAAAAAAAAAAAAAGUCAAAACAGCUCUAAACAAAUCUGUGGGUGGAUUUUGAUGUGAGACACAACAGGAGAUGGACUUUUCCACUGGAGGAAACAUUACUAUGGACUCAUUUUAGUUAAAAAUGUUUCAACGAUGAAUUUGUUUCUUACAAACACUCAACUUUUGGCUUCUCAAGAUGUUAACUGAUGGACUGGAGUGGUGUGGAUUACUUGUGUAUUAUUGUGAUGUUUUUAUCAGCAGUUUGGACUCUCAUUCUGAUGGCACCCCUUCACAUCCAUUGGUGAGCAAGUGAUGUAAUGCUUCUUCAAGAAACAGUAAGUGGCCUGAGGGCGAGGACAUUUUCAGCAAACUUUGUUUUGGGUGAACUGUUCCUUUAAAGGAAUAGUUCAUCUCAAAAUUUCUGUUACUGUUUAUUCACCCUCAAGUCAUUCCCAAAUUUUUCUUUUCUUUCCUUCGCUUGCUCACCAAUAGAUGUGAAUGGGUGCCGUCAGAAUGAGAGUCCAAACAGCUGAUAAAAACAUCACAAUAAUCCACAGCUAAUCCACACCACUCCAGUCCAGAUUUUGGUUUCUCAAGAUGUUAAUUGAUGGACUGGAAUGGUGUGGAUUAUUGUGAUGUUUUUAUCAGCUGUUCGGACUCUCCUUCUGACGGCACCCAUUCACUUCCAUUGGUGAGCAAGUGAUGGAUGCUUUAUUUCUCCAAAUCUGAUGAAGAUACAAACUCAUCUACAUAUUGGAUGGCCCUAAAGGUGGCCUGAGUUGCAGUGAAUGGGUGCCAUCAGAAUGAGAGUCCAAACAGCUGAUAAAAACAUCACAAUAAUUCACAAGUAAUAAAUACCACUCCAGUCCAUCAGUUAACAUCUUGAGAAGACUGAAGCUGUGUGUUUCUAAGAAACAAAUCCAUCUUCAAGACGUUUUUAACUUUAAACCGUUGGUUCCAGCUAAAAAGAAAAGAAUCCAUAAUCCAUAAUAACGCUUCCUCCAGUAAAAAAAAAAAAAAAAGUCAAAA
Labeo rohita (rohu) is the source of this 4242-nucleotide messenger RNA. RefSeq names its product ring finger protein 150b (gene rnf150b). The coding region runs from base 230 to 1489 and encodes 419 amino acids. The transcript is spliced from 8 exons. The record is from RefSeq and is a predicted model, not a curated record. Lineage: Eukaryota; Metazoa; Chordata; Actinopteri; Cypriniformes; Cyprinidae.